Molecule: messenger RNA, 1363 nt
Organism: Tilletiopsis washingtonensis
Lineage: Eukaryota; Fungi; Basidiomycota; Exobasidiomycetes; Entylomatales
Product: ferredoxin reductase-like protein
Exons: 3
Coding region: 179-1312 (377 amino acids)
Molecular function (GO): oxidoreductase activity
Source: RefSeq, a predicted model, not a curated record
CUGCGUCUUCCCGCCUCGCUCCCACCUCAUUCUCCCGCGCUGCACGCUGCAAGCGCCUCGGCCUGCCUGCGCCGCUCCUUCUCACUUAGGCUGCCGUUCCUGCUGCUGCGCUCGGCCCGGCCCUCCUGCGCCGUGCGACUGGCCGCUCGGGCCGCCGCUGCCUCGCGGUCUGCCGUCCAUGGCGCUGCGGCCGCCGCCGGCGCUGCUGCGGCGCACGCUGCCAUGUGUGCGCUGCCAGACGCAGGCCCAGCUGCUGCGGCGCUCGUACGCCCGGAGCAGCGUGCCGGUGCCGCCACGCUCGCGCCGCCCGGCGCAGCUGCUCACUGCGCUCGGCGCCGUGGCGGCGCUCGUCGUGGUGCUGGCACCGCGGCCCUCGCACGCGCCGCGCGAGGGCUCGGCCCCGUCAGCGACGGCCAGUGGCAGCAGCAGCAGCGCCGACGUAGCGCCGCCACCACGUCUCGAGCCGGAGCGCUUCCGCACCUUUCGUCUGCGCAGCCGCGACUGUGCCACCUCGACGUGGGCUACGGACAGCACUGGCGACGGCGCACACGUCGUGCUGCGCGUGCCUGUGGCGCCGCCGAGCGAUGCACCGGCGGCGGCGCUGGGCAUCCUCACGCUGCACCUGGCGCACCCGCUCCUCUCCGUGCAGCGCCCCUACACGCCGCUCUACGCCGCACCGCUACUCGCAGGCGGCGAUGCGACGCUGCUCAUCAAGCGCUACCGCGACGGCGAGGUCGGCCGCUAUGCGCACGAGCUGCGUGCCGGCGACGAGGUGCUGCUGCGCGGGCCUGAGUACAGCUGGCGGGCGCGAGGUGACGAGAGCGAUCUGCUGCUGAUCGCCGGCGGCACGGGCCUGACGCCGAUGUACCAGCUGCUCACGACGCUGCUCGGCGCACCCGAUGCAACAGACGAGCCGCCGCAGACUGCUGCGGCGCGGCCACGCCUGACGCUCCUGUACGGCACGUCGCGCGCCGAGUCGCUGCUGCUGCUGCCCGAGCUGGCGGCGCUGCGUGAGCGGCAUCCCGAGCUCGACGUGCGGCUCUUCGUCGAGGACGAGGCGCCGCAGGGCUGGUGGGCGUGGGCCAGCGGGCAGCAGCGGCGCAUGCAUGGCAUGCCGCUGUACGCCGGCCGCGUGACGGAGAAGGACGUGCGCGGCGUGCGCCGCGAAGGGCAGGACGUGCUCGUGUGCGGGCCCGACGGCAUGGUGGCCGCAGUCGCCGGACGACGGGCGCGCGACGGCCGCGGGCAGGGCGAGCUGGGCGGCAUGCUGCAGCGCCUCGGCUACACCAGGGAGCGCGUGCACAAGCUGUGAGCGGGCUGGCGCGACGGGCAGCACAAUACAUGGCAUCACAAGGCGCAGCGA